GUUGUGUAAACUUCUGAAUAAAAAGACGUCAGACAUGUGUCACGUGAUCAAAAAUUAUACGAGGUGCGGUUCACAAUUUAAAGUUCUUUUUUUAUGUUAUUUUUCCGUUCUUUCACGUAAUAUACUACCAAAGCGAGCAUUUCUGCAUUUAUAACUGUGCUGUUGUCAUUUCUUCUUUGAUACAGAAUACAACGUAAUUUUACAAUUUUGAGUAUUUUUUUAUAAGUUGCGGUAUCAGCACUCGGCUUCGCCUCGACUACAAUUUCGCAAACUCUUAAUUGUAAAGAUUUUUUUACUCCAAAAACCCUCUCUGGGCUAUUUUUAUCUACUUAGACGUUAUAAUCUACCUGUAAAGAGUUUUUUGUAAUUGAUAUAAUUUCACAAUGAAAAAUAAUAAAACUCAAGAGCACAAGCUCGGCAAACUCAAAGAUUCAUGAUUUCUCAAGUCCAUAGCAACAAUAAGGUACUUAAACAACAGUCAUUGUGACAUCAAUAAUUUCAAGAAUGCUUGAAAAGGUAUUUGUAUCGAUUUAGUGUGCCUAAUGAAAAUUUGUAAAAAUGAAUCCUUGUAAAUUGAAAGAGCCAAAAGUAAUAGACAAUGCCCUUCUGGAGAAAUGUAUCAAAGACCAGGGCCCCAAGGGUGAAGCGGGUCGCUUGGCGGAGAUCGAAAAAAUCCCCCUUGAAGACGUCACCGAGAUUCGCUUAGAAUUUCUGAAUAUCUUAAGAAUUGACCACUUGUGGGUGCUGACAUCUUUAACGAAAUUAAAUCUCAACAAUAAUUUACUGGAAAAAAUCGAAAAUUUGGAAAGUCUGGUGAACUUAACUGAACUAAAUUUAUCAUUCAAUAAAAUAGCUAAAAUCGAAAAUUUAGACGAGCUUCGCAACCUUGAAAAGCUGAGUCUGUAUGAUAACGAAAUCACGGUUUUGGAGAACAUGGACACUUUAACAAAAUUAACAGUUUUUAGCAUUGGAAGAAACAAAAUUGACGACUUGGACAAUAUUCUGUAUUUGCGACGAUUCGGCAAUUUAAAAUCGUUAAAUCUAGUGGGGAAUCCCUGUGCCGAGGAUGAAGAUUUUCGUUUAUUUAUUGCAGUUUUUCUGCCACAACUCGUUUACUACGAAUAUAAAUUAAUAUACGAGUCGGAACGGGAACUUGGACACGAAACUUUCAGUGCAAAACUGCGAGCAUUGUUGGAGAAAGAGGAGAAGGAACGGGAAAUCACUGCGAUAAAGGAACAAGAGUUGGCCGAUGCCGAACUUCACGCCUCUAGUUUCGUGGAGUAUUUAAACACUCGCCAUUUGUUCGACUCUUUAUUUGCCAACGACACCGACGGCAUGAACUUGAUGAAAAUCGGCGAAGACGCGCAAGAAUUCUACGACGAGUACGAGGAGAACUUCAUCGAACUGUGUAAACAAAUAUUCGAAAAUGGGCAACAACAGUACAUCCUGCGCAAAACCGAACAGGACCAGUUCUUAAAAUGCGUCGAAGACGCAAAUAAGGACAAUCAAGACGAAAGCAUUAAACACAUGGAGAUCUUCCUGGAGAAGAAGGCAAUACUGUUCCUCAAAAUCAAAAACGUGCAAAACCAGCUGAACUCAAACGAAAUAAAUUACGACGAGUUUAUCGACAAAUGCGACGUCUUCGUGGUGGAGUACGACGAGAUGUUGCACGAAGUUUGGAAAGCGCUAAUGAAACUGGAACUGGAACUUUACGAACAAAUGGAAGAAGUCAACCAAACUUUCGAACACAACAUCACAGAACUCGUUAAUAAUUUCAUUGAAUCGUCGCAGGCUUUCUUUACGCAGAUCAGAGAGCUGGAAGUGAGCUACGCUGAAAAUAUCGGCGAUUUGGCCACAAAGUUUCAAACAAAUGCCAAUUUGAAUGAGGAAAUCGAAGUUCCCGCAGUUCUUAAACCGAUAAGGAUCUUCUGCACAACGCGUUGGCAACAAGUCACGAUAUGCACAUGCAGAUUAUCGAUGCGAGAGAAGACACUCUCAUUUCGAACGCCAAGGAUUGGCUAAAUGAUUUAAUCGACGAUUUAAACACGAAUGAGAUCAAGCGAAACAGGGGGAAAGUGCUGGAAAUUAACCACUUUCUUGAAAUCCAAAGGCAGGAGUUUGAGGAUUUGAAUAAGGAAUACGCGCCUGAUCUCAAGGAUGACGUUAUAGCCUUGGAAUAAGUAAGAUAGUAAAAUAUACUUUAUUUUUACAAAAGUACUUACACAUAUUCUUGGUUUGGAUAAUAAAUUUUACACUUCAUUAUAUAAAAGAA
This is a messenger RNA of Tribolium castaneum (red flour beetle), 2272 nucleotides long. Its product is annotated as dynein regulatory complex subunit 3. Lineage: Eukaryota; Metazoa; Arthropoda; Insecta; Coleoptera; Tenebrionidae. The record is from RefSeq and is a predicted model, not a curated record. The coding region runs from base 559 to 2022 and encodes 487 amino acids. Gene Ontology annotation, cellular component: cilium. Gene Ontology annotation, molecular function: protein binding. The transcript has 7 exons.